Molecule: messenger RNA, 2110 nt
Organism: Oncorhynchus nerka (sockeye salmon)
Lineage: Eukaryota; Metazoa; Chordata; Actinopteri; Salmoniformes; Salmonidae
Product: leukotriene B4 receptor 1-like
Exons: 1
Coding region: 120-1178 (352 amino acids)
Biological process (GO): immune response; cell chemotaxis; calcium-mediated signaling
Cellular component (GO): external side of plasma membrane; membrane
Molecular function (GO): C-C chemokine receptor activity; C-C chemokine binding
Source: RefSeq, a predicted model, not a curated record
UUUUUCUGUCUGAGUAUGUACACCAGAUAGAAGGCACGUAAUGCGAGGUGAGGCAAGGCGAUCGGCAGCAUCAACCAGAACCGUUCGAUCAUCAGCUGUCUUCAGCUUCAGAGUCCACCAUGGCUCCUGAUGAGUUUCCUGGCGGGACAGUGGUGGCCUGUGUGAUCCUGGGCCUGUCAUUCCUGGUGGGGGUCCCGGGGAACCUUCUGGUGAUCUGGACCAUCCUGAGGCACGUCCAGCAGCGCUCCCACACCGUGGUGCUCAUCCUCCACCUGGCUGCUGCAGACCUGCUGGUGCUCAUCACCCUGCCCCUGUGGAUCUACUCCCUGGCCCGCUCCUGGGUGUUCGGGGAGGUAUCCUGUAAGGCCAUGGUGUACAUCAUCAACACCUGCAUGUACAGCAGCGUCUUCCUCAUCACCCUCAUGAGUGUCGAGCGCUUUGUAGCUGUGCGACACCCCUUUGCCUCAGCCGGCUGGAGGAGGAAGAAGGCCUUGAAGAAAGUUCUUCUUGUUCUGUGGGCUGCUGCGUUCCUAUUCAGCACCCCGGUCUUUCCCACCCAGGUGGUGGAGGGGGACCUUGGGGAGGAGCAUUGCCUGUACAGGGACUACACCUCAGACGGCCAGGAGGCAGUGUGUGUUCUACUGGAGACGCUGGUGGGCUUUGCUGUCCCCUUUUGCAUUCUUGUGGUCUGCUACAGCUGUCUCUACAGCCGCAUCGCACAGAUUACCUUUAAGUCCAAGCGUAAGUCCAUGGGGUUGAUUGCAAGCAUGGUAGUGGUGUUCGCAUUAUGCUGGACCCCUCACCACGUCGGCAACGUGCUCUCCCUCGUCAUCCUCACCAUCAAGGGUUCCCACCGAGAGGCCGCAGCGCGUAUAGAGAGUGUCAGAACCACCAUGACUUUCAUUGCUGGAGCGCUCGUGUUCAUCAGUAGCUCGGUCAACCCUUUGCUCUAUGUGUUUGUGGCUCGUAAGUUCCGGAGUUCUCUGAGGGAGACAGGCAUUCAGAAAUUGUUCCGGCAUAUCUCAAGCACAGCUCCCGGAGAGGGGACUAAAGAACUGUCCUUUGUGACCAAGAGACCAAGCAUCUCUCAGACACAGAGCCACAGCUCCCAGUGUGUUACAGAGCCUAAGGAACAAAUGGAUGUACUUAUAAAUGUAUGUGAAAACGUUUCUUCCUGAGAUUGAAAAUGAUGUUUAUCAUAUGGUUUUGAUAAAGAUUUUUGUGUGUAAAUUACAAAGUUUGAUUUGUCACAUUGUUUCUAUAUGUUAACUAACUUAAAAUGUAGAAGAGCAAUUGUUAGUAAUGUUUACGUCAAACAUAAUGCACAUAAAAACAUUAAAAUAGGUUCUGUAUAUAAUUUUACCUGUGGUGAAUUUGAAUUAACUUUUGAAAUACUUUUUAACAUAUUCACAUUUUUCUAUGUAGGCCCCACUGUGUUAGACACAUUUUUCUAUGUAGGUCCCACUGUGUUAGACACAUUUUUCUAUGUAGGUCCCACUGUGUUAGACACAUUUUUCUAUGUAGGUCCCACUGUGUUAGACACAUUUUUCUAUGUAGGUCCCACUAUGUUAGACACAUUUUUCUAUGUAGGCCCCACUGUGUUAGACACAUUUUUCUAUGUAGGCCCCACUGUGUUAGACACAUUUUUCUAUGUAGGCCCACUGUGUUAGACACAUUUUUCUAUGUAGGUCCCACUGUGUUAGACACAUUUUUCUAUGUAGGCCCACUGUGUUAGACACAUUUUUCAGUUGUGGUAUAAUGCUCAUUUCAUGCUCAAAUGUUUUUAUAUUCCAUGUGCCACAGAAGAAAGAGCUUCAUAGAAAAAAAGAACAUAGUGUCACUGUAUACGUUUGUCUGAAGCUAUAUGAUAUGAGUAUAAUGACUGAGUGUACUGUAUGUAUUCAGCUGCUUAUCUUGAGGCCUUGCCUCAAUACAUUUAUUUUAGACCCUCCUGAUCUGGAUAGAAUAUAUUUCACCCACAGCUUUAGCCUUCAUGAUAACGGCAACCACAGAUAUCAGCCUCUUCCUGUCAUACUGAGCUUUCCAACUGUCUUCAUACUGAUCAUUUCAUUGUUAUAGUUGAAGUCAAUGAACAUGUGUAUGUACCCCA